CACCAGCUUCUACUUCCAUUACACUAGAGAGAUAGAGACUAGAGGGCAGAAGCUAUAGUACCUUUUGCCACAAGUCACCACCGUUCCUUCAAAAUGGAGUGCUGGUCAUCAAAGUUCUGCAACCAAGCAAGGCCAUUUCUGGCUGUGAUUUUCAUGCAGUUUGGGUAUGCUGGAAUGUCCAUCAUCUCCAAGUUUGCUCUCGACCGAGGGAUGAGCCAACACGUCCUCGUUGUCUAUCGACACGCAAUCGCCACUGCUGUUAUUGCCCCCUUUGCUCUAAUCUUUGACAGGAAGGUGAGGCCUAAGUUGACUUGGGGGAUCUUCUUCAAGGUUGCACUCCUUGGCUUGUUGGAGCCAACGAUCGAUCAGAACUUGUACUAUACAGGCAUGAAGUAUACAUCUGCAACAUUUGCUGCUGCUAUGGUCAAUGUUGUCCCUGCCUUUGCAUUCCUCAUGGCUUGGGCCCUGAGGCUUGAGUCAGUUAACCUGAAGAAGGUGCACAGCCAGGCAAAAAUUCUGGGCACAAUAGUGACAGUGGGAGGAGCCAUGUUGAUGACCUUGAUUAAAGGUGCUAGGGUUGAUCUUCCAUGGACUGAAGGGGUUCAAGCCGCCACGACUUCAGCAGUUGCUCAGGAUCCUGUCAAGGGUGCAGUUAUGCUAGCAAUUGGUUGCAUUUCCUGGGCUGGUUUUGUCAUUCUUCAGACAAUCACUUUGAAAUCGUACCCGGCUGAGCUCUCAUUAACAGCUUUGAUCUGCAUGAUGGGAACGAUCGAGGGCUCGGUUUUGGCCAUUGGGAUGGAAUGGGGGAACCCUUCUGCUUGGGCCAUUGGCUUAGACACCAAGUUAUUAGCUGCUGCUUAUAGUGGAGUGAUAUGUUCAGGAAUGGCAUACUACAUACAGGGAAUGGUGUUGAAGACCAAGGGCCCGGUUUUCGUGACAGCGUUUAGCCCUCUGAGCAUGGUGAUAGUCACAAUCUUGGGUUCGAUUUUCUUAUCCGAGAUUCUGUACAUGGGAAGGAUCCUGGGGACGAUAGUUAUAGUUUUAGGAUUGUACAUUGUGCUGUGGGGGAAGAGCAAAGACCAGCAACCGGGCAGUGGGGAUGACAAGGUGGCUGAUUUACCAACUGCUAAUGCUGUUGCUGCUGCUUCAUCAGUCAACGAUGAUGAACACUUCGUUUCCCUCGAGGUCUCGAGAGCUUGAAGAAGAUGUUUUCUCUGUGGGAGAGGAAUUUUGCAAAGUGUUAGUGUGAAAGCAAAAGUUUACACCUUUCAUGUAAACCUUCUCUGCCCAUUUUUCUUCUUUUUGGUUAGUUUCUGUUAACCAUAAGUGCAGAGGAGUUUAUUCCACCCCCCUCCACAAGUUUUCCUUUCUUUUUGUUUUUGGGGGAGAUCAAUUUGUAUGCUCCAGUGUUGUCUCUCCUGAUGAAUGAUUAAACAAAGCAAGUGUCCUGUAUGGAAAUCCUAAUCCAGGUACAUAAUGAUAGUUAUUAAUAAAUAUCAGUACCAUAAUUGCAAUAUCAAUUAUGCUUCAGUUCUCAUACAUCACAAUGAUUAGUGAGUGGCUACAGGUGACUAGAUGUGGAUUAGCAGGUUGGUACUCACCACUUGGAAUUGUAUACUCAUUCCAUAACAAAACCCACCAAAAAAAGAAUGAAAUGUUCUAUUAAUU
This is a messenger RNA of Linum trigynum, 1668 nucleotides long. Lineage: Eukaryota; Viridiplantae; Streptophyta; Magnoliopsida; Malpighiales; Linaceae. The record is from the annotation of a GenBank genome assembly.